Molecule: messenger RNA, 7481 nt
Organism: Leptidea sinapis
Lineage: Eukaryota; Metazoa; Arthropoda; Insecta; Lepidoptera; Pieridae
Gene: Coq2
Product: 4-hydroxybenzoate polyprenyltransferase, mitochondrial
Exons: 6
Coding region: 5-1165 (386 amino acids)
Biological process (GO): ubiquinone biosynthetic process
Cellular component (GO): mitochondrial inner membrane
Source: RefSeq, a predicted model, not a curated record
CAAAAUGCUCCUGAGGCAGUAUAAACAAAUAUUACAAAUGCAUAAAGCAAUGCCUGUAUCACAGUGUAUAUGUGGACACUUGUAUUAUAAGCACCAAAGAUUAGAUAAGUUGUACAGAGUACAUUCAACACAGAGUGAUCAGCAUAGACAGAAAGUUGUCAUUGAGACCAGUACACCAAAGAUAGUGAUAGAUAAGAUCCCACAUUCUAAUUUAAAGGUGUAUUGGAGGGAUAAAGUUGAUCCAUACAUACAGUUGUCUCGGUGGGACAGACCUACAGGAGUUUACCUACUCUAUUACCCUGGCGCCUGGUCAAUAGCAUUGGCAUCAUUACCUGGGAAUGUAGACGCAUAUACCAGUUUGUAUGUGGCUGGCUUGUUCCUGGCCGGAGCUGGAUUGAUGAGAGGCGCUGGAUGCACCAUCAACGAUCUGUGGGACAGAGAUAUUGAUGCACAGGUAGAAAGAACGAAGAAUCGUCCUCUGGUCUCCGGGGUGAUAUCCCAGAAGCAAGCGGUUGGGUUCCUUGCUGCACAGCUGAGCUUGUCCCUGGGGAUUCUGCUGCAGCUAAAUUGCUACAGCAUAGUGCUCGGUGCUAGCAGUAUGUUUUUCGUAAUAACAUAUCCCCUUGCGAAACGUUUCACGCGAUACCCUCAAUUGUAUCUCGGGGCAACAUUCAACUGGGGCGCACUUCUUGGGUAUUCAGCACUACAAGGGCAAGUGGAUCCUGCUGUCUGCAUACCUUUGUACACCGCUGCCAUGGCUUGGACCGUGCUGUAUGAUACUAUAUAUGCACAUCAGGAUAAAAUCGACGAUUCUAGAAUAGGUAUCAAGUCGACCGCGUUGACGUUCGGUGCUAAUACUAAACCAGCCUUAACGGCUGCUUUAGCCAUCAGCUUAGCCGGCUUCGGAUUGGCCGGCAAUGCGGCUGGCUUGGCAUGGCCGUACUACGCGGCUUUGGGUGCCUAUGCAACUCAUGCUGGUUUACAGAUAUAUACACUUAACCCAGACAACCCAGCAGACUGCGCCAAAAAAUUCAAAUCGAACACCUUAGUCGGGCUUAUAAUACUGAUGGGCAUCAUCGGGGGAGGUUAUCACACAUAUCUGGAGAACAGGAAGAAGAAUAACGGGAGUGACACCAGUGCUGCCAGGAGCUGUUUAUUCGGUUGAUUUUUUACCCCAUAGCCCAGUGGUCAGUGACCCUGCCUACUGAGCUAGAGGACCCGUGUUCUAAUCCCGGUAGGUGCAAACAUUUAUAUGAUGAAUAUGAAUGUUUGUUUCCGUUUCAUAGAUUUUUAUAUGUAUUUAUGUAUGUUUAAGUAAGUAUAUUGUAUUAAAUAUAUCGUUGUCUUUGACCCAUAGUACAGGCUACAGUUUGGGGCAAGAUAAUCUGUGUAAAAGUGGGUCAAUAUUAUCUAAAAAAAAAUAUCAGUGCGAUAUAUAGGUUAGGUAUAUCUUGCAAUAAUGUGAGUAUUGUACAUAUUAUAUAUAUUAUGUUAAUAGUAGCACAUAACAUGUACUAGUCGACUCGUCAUACGUUGCCCUUUCCAAAUAAAAUAUUUUAAUUAUUAUUUUAUCAAAUUAUUAAAACUUUCGUGAUUCAUUAUUAACUUAUUUUUUAAUACGGAUGUACUCGCGACUUAUCGGUGUCCUUCAUCAGGGUGAGUGUGGUGGGUUCGCGAUAACGUUCCGUCUGAUACUGCGGACUUGUGUUCGUAGUGCGCGGCUUGACAGGGCGGGAGGGCGCCGAUUUUUUUUAUGAAAAUAAAGGACGAGACGAGCAGGAUGUUCAGCUGAUGGUAAUUGAUACGCCCUGUCCAUUACAAUGCAUUGCUGCUCAGGGUUCUUGAAAAACCCCAAAAAUUCUGAGCGACAACUACGCUCGUCACCUUGAGACAUAAUAUGUUAAGUCUCAUUUGCCCAGUAAUUUCACUAGUUACGACGCCCGUCAGACCGAAACACAAUAAUGCUUACACAUUACUGCUUCACGGCAGAAAUAGGCGCCGUUGUGGUACCCAUAAUCUAGCCGGCAUCCUGCGCAAAGGAGCUUCCCACUGGUAAAAACUGACACUAUGUCACUAUUGGUGUCCAACGGUGCACAAAAUGUACUCACAAUGACCACUACGUGAUCUUGAGUCUUAUUGUGAGAUGCGUUUUGUAACACUGGUUUCCAAGUAGGUGGACCUCCAAAUGUUCCGAAACUAGUCGGUAAGUGAGUAAAGCCGUAUUAAUAAAUAAAUUAUUUUAUCAAUAUGUUAAAGCCAGCAAAGCUGUUGUUUCAUCUUUGAUCCAAGUGGAAGCGUUCAUUCGUUGCUGAAAUGUUUUAGUGUUAAUUAAAAUGUAUUAUAAUUUGUUGAUAUUGUUGAAAAAGUUACUGAAAAAUUAACUAACUGAAUGUAUUACACCUGAAUACAUUUCCAUCCAAAAUUACUAUUUUCAAUAUAUUGGGUUACUGAGUUGUGCAUCCUUUUAUAAUUUGAAAAAUAAAGUUGUAGCGGGAUUAAUAGACAGCAUAUCUCUAUUCUAUUCUAUUCUCUAUAUUGUGAUUUAGGUGGAAAGGUCACGACAAUCGAGCCAAUGUCAGGUUGAGGUAGCCUACCAGGUAAUGAGUAAAGAUACGGUGUUGAAGAGCAUUCCAGUUUAAAAUGAUCAUUGUUCAGUCCGUACAGUCACUAGCAACUGAAGUUGACAGGUCUGUCUAACUUGUUGCCAAAUUAGCGCCAUCUAGUUGCGGGAAAUGCUGGCACAUUUGCCACAGUCUAUCAAAUCACACUGAAAACUGACGUUUGACAAUUAUUUAUAGAUAUCAGCACUGGAGUUGCGUGAGUUAUGGCAACACUUACUGAAAGUGCAUUCUUAUUUUUUUUAGUAUGUUUUAUUUGGGGUUGUUUUGUUGGUACUAGAUUCUUUUAGACCGUUGUGGUUAUUAUUAAAAUUCGUUUUAAAGUAUUUAAUUUAUGGAUAAAAAAUGGGUUGUUUACAGGAUUGUUAAUAAAUAACUAGACGCCAUAUUUUUUAAUAACGGGUAAUUUUUAAAUUUUAGUAUAAUUUAAGGGUUCAGUAGGCUAUUAAUAGUCUAUGAUUUUUGUGCUUUUUAACGAAUCGAAGACGUCGGAUGUAAUCAGUUCAAAAGCAAGGAUUAUAAGUUCCUCUAAUAUAUGAUAACGAUGUGAUAUUGCGAUAUUUAGAAGUUAUGUUAUGUGUAUUUUGGGAUAAUGCAAUGCGUUUUCGGUCGAUAUUAAAUUAUGAUUAAGAUAACAUUAUUAUUAUGAGAUUAUUGCAGAAACGAUGACAUUUUUAUUAUAGGUUUGCCGACAACAAGUAAUGUAAUGUAUAAUGGAGAAGGUACCUCGGUAUUGUUUUUAAAAUGUGUGACGUCACAAUUGUCGACUUGCUGGUGAUCACUCAUAAUUGGAUCAUCGAAAGAAAUCUGCUCGAGUAUUUGAUCACCUUCGUAUAUUCCACGGGCAGCGUUACAACGUCUCAGAGAGCUUCGUGAAGUACGACAGCCCGAGCACGAAUGCGUCGAGCGUCGACAGUAUGGCCGUAUUUAUAGAGCUCGGCGCGCAUGCACGUGUUGUCAACUAAUGCUUUUUACAAUAUUUUCAUAUUACAAUGUAUUCUAAUGACGUUUUAUUAAAGCUGUGUUGGAUUUGCGCCGAAAUAUAUUAUAAACUGUCUUGGUGUCGAUUGUCAAAAAACGAAAUCACCUGCAUUUUCAAAUGUUUUUUUUAGAAAAAUAGAUUAUUUUUCCCACUUUACUCGCAUAAUAAUCACAUAAAAAUAUUGUGUUCUUCUUUUCACUCGAUAACUAUCAUGUGAUUUGUAAGUCCGAGGGUAGUAGUAAAAUGUUAUAAAAUUGUCAUCGUUUCUGUUCUAUCACAGAGAGAGCCACGCUCUAUUGCUAGUCUUAGCUUAUAAUACAAUUAAUAACAAUAAUUGUUUAAAAUAUAAUAUAGUGUACAGUAUACAAAUAAUACAAAAUUUUAUCAACGAUACAGGAUUCGAAUCCGCGACCUCUCGCGUUCCGUGCGUGUGCUUUUCCAACUAAGCCAACCGUUCGAGUGACGUAUCUUUUAUAAAAUAUUGUAUGCUUUGUUCAACUCUUAGUUUGUAGCAUGCUACAUGUAUUAAUCCCAGAAGUGAGGGUUAUCACUUUAAAAACAUUACAAAUUGUUUAGUGUACAGUUUUCUGGGUUGGGGGCGUUCGUUGCUAAGGCCACGCCCAUACAGCGACACGUAAUUAUGAAAUAAAUGCGUUCGGUAGUUGAUAGAUUUAGAAUAAACUCGCUCAUAGACGACCUGACAUUGUGAUCAAUUUUAAUGGGUCAAUGUGUACGUAAGGGCAGUAAAGUCCUCGAAUGAUGCCCAUGUACCGGAAGUUAGUAGGACCCCCACAAGAUGGACGGACGAUCUUGUGAAGAUCGCCGGAAUACGUUGGAUGAGGGCAGCGCAGGACCGAUCGUCAUGGAAAUCUUUGGGGGAGGCCUUUGUCCAGCAGUGGAAGUCUUCCGGAUGAUGAUGAUUAAUGUAACUAACCCACAGGUUAGCUGGUAUAAUAUUAUUAUUUAAUUGGAUUAACGGAUUAUUUUAAAGGAUUUAAACGCGUGUAAUUGUAACCGUGUUUUAACAUCAGAUUUUUCGUAAAAGUAACAUUUUUAUUAUUAUUUUAGUUAUGCGGACCUUUCCAGAUCACGUUUUCAGGAGAAUUUUAUUUGAAUAGUUUAAUAUUCAAAUUACUAACGUGCUAAUGCCAAGCGUGGCAGACCGUUUACGACUUUUCAAUCAAAGUCGUUUACGGCGACUAUAGAAUAUUUCUCCUAUCUCGCUGUAUCUCCGUUAAAGAUGUUCUUCUCCCUCGCACGCGUUGUUUUUCUCGCGCUAGUGUAUUGUAAAACUACGGUUAGUCCCUAUACUGUUAAGUUAUUAUUAAAGCUUUGGUUAUGUUAUUUAUAGAUAAGAUAUUUUAUAUCAAAUAAAAUUUGAAAAAAAAUAUUAUGAACGACGCGGGUCUCGAACCACGACCUGGCGUUCCGUGCCAGUUCUCUGCCAACUGAGCUAACCGUUUGAGUGACGCAUCGUCAUUAAAUCUUGUUUACUUUGUUCAACUCUCAGGUUGUGGCUUCAUCUACAGGAUCUACUUCACAGUUGAUAACCUGCUCAACCCCAAUAUAUGCAUAUUAGGAAUUUGACUUGAGAUGUCGCUCUUGUAAAUCUAAACAAUAGUAGAUGAAGCCAGAACCUGAGAGAUGAACAAAGAUACAAGAUUUUAUGACAAUACGUCACCCGAACGGUUAGAGCUCUGGCACGGAACGCCAGAGGGUUCGAGUCCCGCAUCGUUCAUAAAAUUUUGUUUUCAAAUUUUAUUUGUGUAUUAAGCCUAGAAGUGAGGGUUAUCAUUUUAAAAACAUAACAAAUUGUUUAUAUUUUAUAUCUCUUAGUAUUCGCCGAAAAGUCAUAGAAAAGUUCAAAGUGUAUAAAAAAUUCAUAAACUACACGUUUUCGAUAAUGUUAAUCCUUAACCUAUAAUAAUAUGUUUAUAAUCAAAUAAUAUGCUUAGAUCAUUUAUACGUCUAGAAUCUAGAAAGAUUUUUUUUUUAUUUUGAGCAAUGCACGCACACUAACACAAAUACAAAUCGCGAGUGUUAAACGUAGCUUGUCACGCACACUAAACUAAUAUUCCUGGCCUGUUUUCAUCGGUUGUCUAGCAGCAAGAGACUCUAUCUAGAAGUAUAAGUAAUCCAAAAUAAUAUGUUUUAAUAAAUUGAGCGACGCAGAAUAACAGAUACUCAAAAGUCAACGCGUGGAUAUCCAUGCACGUUAUCCUUUCAACUUAUCUUCACUUGAGACUAUUGUCCGGUGUGCUUCCUCUUAUAAAAAAAAACAUGGCGGCCAUUUUGUAAUCUGAUCAUUCGCCAUUUUGUUUUUCAUUAUCUGUUGUUGAAAACUGGAGGUCUAACUUAUAUCAAGGAAUUAAUUGCCCAUAAACCUAACGGGCGAUUUUUAUAUUCUUCUUUUAUUGUAAUUUGGUUUGAGCUUGUCUUGUUAACAAAGCUAUAAAUAAAUAAAUAUAAAAAUUCCGUUAUUAUAGCGACGGUAGAAAUACACUCUCUGUCAAUUUAAACUUUGUUGCUAUUGCGGUUAAUCAGAUACCCAUUCCCUAAAUAUGCAAAAGUACCAUUUCCUUCAACGCUAAUGUGAGCUGCGGGAAUCACUUUGUCGAAUCAAUUACCAACUUCAGUCCUCCCGAUAAGCGCCAUCCAUUAAUUACGUCAAUCUUUAAAUUCACCGGUGGGAGGGUUAUGGGUACGUUGUGGAACGGCGCCUAUAUUGUAAUGCAGGGCGUAUCAAUUAUUAUCAGCUGAACGUCUUGCUCGUCUCUUCUCUUAUUGAAAUAAAUAAAAUAAGGAAGGGGGAGGGGUCUAACCCAAUGUAACAUUGUGAGACAAGGAACAGUGGGGAUUAGUAUAACUCGAAAGUUAUCUGCAAGGAAAUAUUACUAACUCUAUCUUUAUUUUUAAGGCUUUAUGUAGGCUUAAGUCGUCGGUAAGUGCCAGGUCACUGUCCUCCGAUCUAUAAAAAGUAAAAUUGAAAAAAUAUGACGUCACAGCACGGGAGAGGGAUUUCACAGAUACAAUUUUUGUAACCUAAUUUAUGGAAGGCCCCGUAUGGCACGCUUUACGGCCGUUUUCAAUAACCUAUCUACGCUUAGUUUAACUUACGGAUACAUUGCUGUCACCGUUUACGGCAGUUCCCAAUAUACUAUCUACAGAUAGAGAUAAAUUACUACCUCCUACUGUCAGUAAUUAGCUGUAAAUAAUCUGAAGCUGUCCCAAUAUACCCGAUAAGUCAUUGUUAUCGCCUUAUGUUGGGACGCGUGAAUUGCAAUUUCCAUACAAACUUUAUAUCGCUGGUAAGCUAUAUGGGUCCCCAUUGACAAACAGCGUGCACGGAUAAGGUUAGUUACCGUCGAUAAGUUUAUUGGGACAGAAAAGUCAACGAUAGUUACGAUUUUUAUCUCAAGGAAGAGAUAGACUGAGUAUUGGGAACGCCUGUUAAUGACAAGAUCUUAUCUAUCCAUAGUUAUAGUCCAAUGCUAUCUGUCAAUAGGUUAUUAAAACGUAAGUAAGCGUAAAAGGAUAUUUGUCUACCUCUAGUAAGUUAAACUAAAGAUAGAUAGGUUAUAGAAAACGGCCGUUUGGAAACUUCUAGACUAGAGGAUACUCCUAAUUUAAAGGCCGAAACGCAUUUCUUCACCCCUGGUGUUACUGAUGGGUUGACUCAUGACUUCCCAUCACCCAAGUUUCUUGCCCUUUUAUCCCCAUAAACAUAAAAAAGGUGAUGUGUCAAAAACGAAAUUGAAAUAUCAUAAAAAAUAUCAUGAAAUAGUAUUACUGACUUAUUUAUUAUGUAUUACACUAAAUAAUGUUAAUAUAAUAUUAUUAUGUAAAAUGGUCUAUUUGUUAAUAUUAAAAUGUUCUUGCCA